CUCUCCUUUUCACCCACCAAAUCCAGACCUGUUCGCCUCCUCAUCCCUUAACUCUUUGUGCACUCAACCUACCCAUAGAUGUUGCUAUAAGAGAAGACCCAGCCACAGUUGACAGAAGCAGUUUCUGCUGCUGCAGUUGUUGUAUCCGCUAGCUACAGCGGCCAACAGAGUUGUCAAGAGGAGAAAAAGAGAGAAUGGGGGAGACGGUGGGGUGGUCAUGGAAGUGGUGCUUGUCCCUGAGUGCCAUUGGGGCUUGCAUGUUCAUGGCACUCAAGGUGUUGGACUUCUUGUGGUGGAGGCCGAAGAGGGUGGAGGAGCACUUUGCGAAGCAGGGGAUCAGGGGACCCCCCUACCGCUUCUUCGUUGGCUGUGUCAAAGAGAUGGUUGGCCUGAUGCUGGAGGCCUCCUCCAAGCCAAUGAUGCCUCAGACCUCCCACAACAUCCUCCCUAGAGUCCUCUCCUUCUAUCACCACUGGAAGAAGAUCUAUGGCUCCACGUUCCUGCUGUGGUUCGGGCCUACCGCGCGCCUGGCCGUCGCCGACCCCAACCUCAUCCGCGAGAUCCUCCUGUCGCGGUCCGAUGUCUUCGAGCGGUACGAAUCCCACCCGCUGGUCCGGCAACUCGAGGGCGAGGGGCUAGUGAGCCUCAGAGGCGAGAAGUGGGCUCACCACAGGAAGGUCCUCACGCCCACCUUCCACAUGGAGAAUCUCAAAUUGUUGAUACCUUUCAUCGGGAACACGGUGCUGGACAUGGUGGGGAGGUUGCCCACCUCCGGCGAGGAGGUGGAGAUCGAUGUGUCCGAGUGGUUUCAGGCCGUGACGGAGGAGGCCAUCACCCAGACCGCCUUCGGAAGAAGCUACGAGGACGGCAAGGCCGUCUUCCAGUUGCAGACCCAGCAGAUGGUCUUCGCGGCCGAGGCCUUCCGCAAGGUCUUCAUCCCUGGCUACAGGUUUCUGCCGACGAAGAAGAAUGCGAACUCAUGGAAACUGGAGAAGGAAAUUAAGAGGAGCCUGGUCAGGCUGAUCGGACGGCGAAAGGAGCGGCUGGGUGAGGAGGAGAAGCCCGGCGGGGACAUCAAGGACUUGCUGGGCCUGAUGAUCGACGCGAGCGCGUCGAAACAGGGGAUAGGGUCUGCGGCGGCUGGUCGCCAGGGGGUGCUGCGGAAGCCUCCUCCUCCGCCGUCGUCGUCCACGACGACGAGGAUCACCGUGAGGGACAUCGUGGAGGAGUGCAAGACGUUCUUCUUCGCGGGGAAGCAGACCACCUCCAACCUGCUGACAUGGACCACAGUACUCCUGGCCAUGCACCCGGAGUGGCAGGAGCGCGCGCGGGCGGAGGUCCUCCGCGUGUGCGGCCGCCACGACGUUCCCUCCCGCGACCACCUUGCCAAGCUCAAGACGCUCGGGAUGAUCCUGAACGAGACGCUGCGGCUGUACCCGCCGGCGGUGGCGACGAUACGGCGGGCGAAGGCGGACGUGGCGCUCGGCGGGCUGCACAUCCCCUGCGGCACCGAGCUGCUAAUCCCGAUCAUGGCCGUCCACCACGACGCCGGGCUGUGGGGCCCGGACGUCGCACGGUUCAAUCCGGCCCGGUUCGCCGACGGGGCGGGACGAGCCGCCCGCCACUCCACCGCCUUCAUCCCCUUCGGCCUCGGCGCCCGGAUGUGCAUCGGCCAGAACCUGGCCCUCCUCGAGGGCAAGCUCACUGUCGCCAUCCUCCUCCAGCGCUUCGCCUUCCGCCUCUCCCCUUCCUACGUCCAUGCCCCUACCGUCCUGAUGCUCCUCUACCCGCAGUACGGCGCGCCCAUCCUCUUCCGACCGCUGCCGCAGCCGUCCGCCGCCAUCCACACCGACCCCGCCUCCUGUUAGAAGCAUUAUUUUCACACAACCUCGGCAUCAUACAGGUUAACCACACAGCCCUUGCGAGCUUGCGCCUAACAUGUGACCGCCAGCACCAUCACCGCUAACUUUGCCUGGAAAUAACCUUCAUACGUCACUUUCUCAGGCCUUCUUCUUCUUCGUUUCAUUUACAUCUCCAAAUGGCUUUGGUGUACGUACUUCUGUAUUAUACUCCCAUCCAUCUUCUUCAACACAAAUUGUUCAUCUAUGUCUCCUCUCUCCUCUGUUUCAAAGGAUCUAUGUUCUUAUUCUCUGCUUCAAAGCAGCUGAAGAAGCAGCACCACCAAAUCAUCCACCAAAAUAUGCAGGACAUGACGAGAUGCGGAGGUCAAAACAGAGUGUUGAGCGUCGGCGUAGAACAGGGUGUCGUGUCGGCUAGCUGUCACUCCUCGGUACAUGCAAACGCAGACAGAGUGACGGCCGGCACUGUUUGCAGAGCACAUAAUCUCUGGCGACAUGGCGCGACCUGCUCGCUUUGGCGCUUUCCUCCUUUCCAACAGUCCUCGCCUCGUUGUUGCAUUGCAUCUCCGAUCCCUCUGUGACCUAACUAAUUACCCAUCAACUGUCCACAUCUCCAUCCCGGAGGACAAACGCCCCCCCGCCCCCCUGCUCCGUACUCGCAUUUAGAUCCCCAAUGACAGUGAAAUAUCACCAGCAGAGUAAGCUCUCUCCAAAUCCUGCACUCAUGAGCGGGAUGGGCGGCAUGUGGAAGAAGGGUUCCCCUGUCUCGAUCUUUCUCAUUUCUCCCUCCCCUGUAUAUGUAACAAUUGUCGUUGUUAAAUUAAUUUUUGAUUGUCGAUGCUGAUUCAGAAUUAAA
Molecule: messenger RNA, 2715 nt
Organism: Musa acuminata subsp. malaccensis (wild Malaysian banana)
Lineage: Eukaryota; Viridiplantae; Streptophyta; Magnoliopsida; Zingiberales; Musaceae
Product: cytochrome P450 734A6-like
Biological process (GO): brassinosteroid homeostasis; brassinosteroid metabolic process
Molecular function (GO): heme binding; iron ion binding; oxidoreductase activity, acting on paired donors, with incorporation or reduction of molecular oxygen
Source: RefSeq, a predicted model, not a curated record